Molecule: messenger RNA, 1502 nt
Organism: Sinocyclocheilus anshuiensis
Lineage: Eukaryota; Metazoa; Chordata; Actinopteri; Cypriniformes; Cyprinidae
Product: prostaglandin E2 receptor EP2 subtype-like
Exons: 3
Coding region: 195-1229 (344 amino acids)
Biological process (GO): inflammatory response; adenylate cyclase-activating G protein-coupled receptor signaling pathway; cellular response to prostaglandin E stimulus
Cellular component (GO): plasma membrane
Molecular function (GO): prostaglandin E receptor activity
Source: RefSeq, a predicted model, not a curated record
GUUGACAUCAGAGCACGCUCUGCUGAGAAACUCCACCUCACUUUCUGCUUGCGCUCGUUUGAAAGUUUAAGAGCAGUGCGUAAAAGUUCGGCUUCACUAUAAGUAUGGAUCCUAAUUCUUCUCUGCUAUGAUAUGUGGUUUUCCUUAAAUUCAACAGUACCCCAAUCUGGAUAAUACAGAAAAAAAAAGGUUUUAUGGCGUCAGAACCUAGAAAUGUCAGUUGCCACGAGCAGCCCACUGUCUCUGGUGGAUCGCCUACAACACCUGCGAUUAUGUUUUCCGCCGGUGUCCUUGGGAACGUGGUCGCCCUAAUUCUCUUGGAAAUACGGCGGAGGAAACAGCCCGCAUCUUUGUUCCAAGUCCUCGUCACAUCUUUGGUCUUCACAGAUUUGCUGGGAACUUUCUCCGUCAGUCCUCUGGUUUUAACCGCGUACUUGAGGAAUGAAUCUUUGAUCGGGAUGAGUGAAAGCCGAUUAGUUUGCGGGCACUUUGGAUACGCCAUGACUUUUUUCAGUAUGGUCACUCUCGCCAUUCUUCUCUCCAUGGCAGUGGAGCGCUGGCUCUCCAUCGGACAUCCUUACUGUUACGAGAAGCGCAUGAGUAAACGCUGCGGGUACAUCACCAUCGCUCUCAUAUACCUGUUUUGCGCUCUUUUCAGUGCCACACCUUUCUUCGGGUUUGGGAAAUAUGUUCAGUACUGUCCCGGUACGUGGUGCUUCAUUGACAUGCACCCGUCUGAGAGAGAGCACAAAGUGUUCAAUAUCAUCUACGCGUCUUGUUUGCUCAUCAUGAUUGUGUGUACAGUUUUGUGCAAUGCGUCCGUCAUCUAUCAUCUUUCACUCAUGUACCGAAGACGCAAGGCGCACCGGAGCUCUGUCCGACGGCAGCGAGGACACAAGAGGCAUCGGUCCAUCGCGAAGGAGGUUGAACAUCUUGUGCUGCUCGGGUUCAUGACAAUAGCAUUCGUUAUCUGCUCUCUUCCGCAUGUGAUUCAAGUGUACUUCAACAUUUCCUACGACCGUCGUCACAAAAAUAAUCUCAUACCCCUUCUUUUAGUAUCGGCCAACCCCAUUAUAGACCCCUGGGUCUUCAUCAUCCUCAGCCCCCCAGUGCCUCGUCUGCUCUGGAACAAGAUGUGCAAGACCGCAAAGUUCAAACCCACCCAGGAACAGGUCCGUAGCAUUCAUCCAGACCUGUAUCAGUCAAACCCACCUGGCGAUUCAGUGUGAUGAAAGUUUACACAGGAAUUCCUGAACUGCCGGUUCCUGAUCUCUGAAACCUCUCUGCAUUGUGGGAAAGAUUAUGGAGUGAUUGCUCACUCAAAUAAUUAAAAUAACGGAUACUGAAGAUCCAGGUCACUGGAUACCUAAACAGAUGGAUCUGAGACCUGAGGAUGAAAGAGCUGUGUGGUGUUGCACAAAUAAUGUCAUGGAGAACAUAGAAGAGUAUAUAUAUAUAUAUAUAUUUUUUUUUUAGAAAAGUAAACUUAUUUAUUGUCUUUA